CUCAAAUAUAUGUUGCACACGAGCUAUGCAUGGCGUCCUUCAAGCACGGGCGUUUGUAAAACAGUGGCUGUCCAUUCGCUUUUACUAAUCAGAUUUAUCUGUUUAUUAUUUUGUAUGUAUAUGUGGAAAGACUCGUAGCAAUGGCGACUAGGACCUUAUGUCGCGUCUUGCAGUCCCGCUUUGCAUCCACUGCAGCAUCUCUGCGUCCAUCACCAGCUGAGGUACGACACCAGCGCAAUGCUGUUUUCUCCAGAGAGCAGGCCAGGCAGAGAGCCUUGUACCCCCGUAUUGAAAAGAUAGAGGUGUCCAUGCAGGGCCCAGGACUGGAUGGCACGCUGCUCAUUAUGAACAGAGGAAUGUCCACUCCACUGAGCUGCGCCAGACAUCUGACGGAAUAUCAUGUGAACAAUUCGGCCCUGGCGCUGGUGGACGGGGAACUGUGGCCUCUUCAUCAGCCCCUCACCCGCUCCUGCUCACUCACUCUGCUCACAUUCAAAGACAACGACCCAACACCCGUCAACUUGGCCUACUGGCGUUCCUGCGCAGCCCUGCUAGGACAGGUCCUGGAGACGGCGUUUAAGGAUGAGUACACCGUGGAGCUGCUCAGCACUCCAGAUGUGCCAGUCACUUCAGGGGCCUUCUGCUGCGAUGUGGUCCUCGACCCUCAGCUCGACUCAUGGACUCCCUCUGAGGAGUCGUUGCGCUCUCUGACCAGAGGGGCCCUGCAGCUGAUCCAUCAGGACCUCCCAUGGGAGCCUUUGGAAGUAAUGCCAUCUGUGGCGCUGGAGGUCUUCUCACACAGCAGGUGUAAACAGGAGGAAGUUGAACAAAAAGCAUCACAAAGUCCUAAAGGCACUGUGACCCUCUACAGAUGUGGUGAGCAUGUGCUGCUGAGUGGGGGCCCUCUGGUGGCCAGAACAGGCCUGUUCUCCCAGUUUGAUGUAACAGCUCUACACAGCUUAGGUCAAGGAUCCUGGGGACACCACAGAAGAGCACAGGGCCUCUCUUUGCCUCUGCAGCUACAGGCUCACCACACAGUCUGGAGGAAGCUGAGACAACGGGCACAAAAACCAAUAAACAUCCCGGCACCUGAAGAAGCGACUCCAUCCCCUCCUGAGUCGGCUCAGCCUCCAGCCGCCACUGUUUGACCUUUCACUCAUGUUUGCACACUUUACGUGUAUCUGACUGUAACUUUUAUUCAAUAAACGUUAAAAAAUC
Melanotaenia boesemani (Boeseman's rainbowfish) is the source of this 1218-nucleotide messenger RNA. RefSeq names its product mitochondrial ribosomal protein L39 (gene mrpl39). Gene Ontology annotation, cellular component: mitochondrion. The transcript is spliced from 10 exons. The record is from RefSeq and is a predicted model, not a curated record. The coding region runs from base 141 to 1148 and encodes 335 amino acids. NCBI's taxonomy places the organism in Eukaryota, Metazoa, Chordata, Actinopteri, Atheriniformes, Melanotaeniidae. Gene Ontology annotation, molecular function: RNA binding; nucleotide binding.